Messenger RNA from Pyrus x bretschneideri (Chinese white pear), 2961 nucleotides. Its product is annotated as protein TIC 100. NCBI's taxonomy places the organism in Eukaryota, Viridiplantae, Streptophyta, Magnoliopsida, Rosales, Rosaceae. Gene Ontology annotation, cellular component: cytosol. The record is from RefSeq and is a predicted model, not a curated record.
AAAAACCCUGUCUCUGCAGCUGCUUCUCUACCUUAUCUUCUUCUUCUUCCCCAUGACCCCCCAACAAUGCCGGACCAAGAGUCGCCCAAACCCACUGAAUCCCAACUCAAGGACCAAAAAUCCGACUCGAAUUCCGACCCAGAUGAGGAAAAAGCAAAUCUCUCCUCCUCCGACGACUCAGAGUCUGAGUACGACUCCGACGAGUCGUCCGAGUACGAAGGAGAUGGAGGUGGUGGCGGCCCAAAUGGCGGUGAAGCGGAUGAUUCACUCAAGUACAUCCGACCCGGUGAAGAUAUUCCCGAGGCCGAUAAUACACCCGAGGUGAACAUGAAGCUCUUCUCUCAGGUGCUCCAGGGGAAGAGAGUGAGGAGAAGGCAGGACGAGGAGGACGAAAGCUAUGUCUUUUAUGAGGACCUUUUCGAUUUUCCAGAGGACCCGGAGAAUUGGAGGGAGGAGGACUUGAAGGAGUUAUGGGGGGACGCUCCGUUGGAGAUGACCAACCCCGGGUGGGACCCGGUUUGGGCUGAUGAGGAAGAGUGGGACAUUGUCCGGGAGGAGAUUAAGGCCGGCAAGGACCCUCCAAUUGCCCCGUUUUAUGUCCCGUACCGGAAGCCUUACCCAGCUAUACCGGAUGACCACUAUGACAUUUCCAAUCCCAAGGCUGUGAUUGAGGAAAUGGAUAGGAUUGAGGAGUUUCUCAAAUGGGUUAGCUAUGUUUUCGAAGAUGGAAGCACGUAUGAGGGCACUGUCUGGGAUGACUUGGCUCAUGGGAAAGGAGUCUACGUUGCCGAGCAGGGACUUGUCAGGUAUGAAGGUGAAUGGCUUCAAAAUAACAUGGAGGGUCAUGGGGUUGUUGAAGUUGAUAUACCUGAUAUAGAGCCUAUUCCAGGUUCCAAGCUUGAAGCGCAAAUGCGUGCUGAAGGGCACAUAAUAUCAAGAGAUUAUAUGACCCCAGAAGAUAAGAAAUGGCUGGAGAUGGAUAUUGAAGACAGCAUUCUUCAAGCAGGCGGGCAGACUGAAGUACCCUUUUAUGAAAGUGAAGAGUGGAUCAGACAAUUUGGGAGGAAACCGGAGAAAGGUCGAUAUCGUUAUGCUGGUCAGUGGAAGCAUGCCAGAAUGCAUGGAUGUGGGGUAUAUGAAAUCAACGAGCGUACCAUUUAUGGUCGGUUCUAUUUUGGGGAGUUAGUGGAGGAUGAUACUGGUUGUGAUGAGGAUGUAUCAGCGAUGCAUGCGGGUAUUGCAGAAGUGGCUGCUGCUAAGGCUCGGAUGUUUGUGAACAAGCCUGAUGGAAUGGUUAGGGAGGAAAGGGGACCUUAUGGUGAUCCUCAACAUCCCUACUUUUAUGAAGAUGAUGAUGUUUGGAUGGCACCAGGCUUCAUAAACCAAUUUUAUGAAGUACCUGAUUAUUGGAAAACGUAUGUGCAUGAGGUUGAUGAAGAAAGGGAAAUGUGGUUGAACUCCUUCUAUAAAGCUCCACUGAGGAUACCCAUGCCUGCUGAGCUUGAAUACUGGUGGUCAAAGGAUGAAACUCCAGAAUUUGUUCUUCUUAACAAGGAACCAGAGCCUGAUCCUGAAGACCCAUCGAAGCUUGUAUAUACUGAAGAUCCCAUAAUCCUACACACACGAACUGGACGGUUAAUCAACUAUAUCAAUGAUGAAAAAUAUGGGGUGCGCUUAUUUUGGCAGCCACUUCUGAAAGAUGGGGAAGAGGUGGACCCAAAAAAGGUGGAGUUCCUUCCCCUUGGUUUUGAUGAUUUCUAUGGAAGGAAUGUUGGUGUGAAGAAGAAAAAUUUAUGGAUGCAUGUGGUAUCAGCAGUGGAAAAUGCAUGCAAGCCCGUUCUUGAAAAAAUAGAGAAAUGGACUGAAGAGAAGAGGAAAGCCAGUGAGGUGAAGUUGAAGUUGAUUGAAAAAGAACUUGAACUUGUAGAGGCUGAGUUGUGCCUGGAAGAGGUAAUUGAGGAUAUGGAUGAGGAGUUAAAGAUGAGAGAGAAAGAGGAAGAGAAGGUGGAAAUGAGUUUGCAGGAGGAAGAAGAUACUUCUGCUGCAUCGGCUAAGCAAGAUGAGAAACCCUUAGUUGAAGAGGAUGAAGAGGACGAGGACGAGGAAGAGGAAGAGGAAGAUGAGGAUGAUGUUGCGCCAUCAAGUUUUGGGUCAGCAACUGCAGAUCAAGAUGCAACUAAAAAUGGCCAGAAGGGAAAUAAACCUGGGAAAUCUCCAUUUUCUUCGUCUUCAUUGGCAUUUGCUUCAUGUAGCCUUGUCUCUGGAGUUCCAUCCAGGCUACAAGAAGCAUUUUUGUCUUGGAAAAAGAGUAGAGCGAUGCUGAACACAACUAUUCCUUCGUGCAAUGACACCUCUAGUUGCCCCUCACCUGAUUCAGUUAGUUUCCCUCCGGUGGUUGGUCCAAAAGUAAACUUGAAAGCCACUAGUCAAAGGCAGCUGAACUUCGAAGCCAAAAUCUCCUCAAACGUGAGGCUAUCUCGGAUGCGGCCCAUAUCUCAGUUAUGCUCAUCUCCUUCAACAUCUAUGGAUACCAGAAUAAGCUCAAAAGAGAUGAGAUCAAGAAACCGUAGUUGGCCGCAUGUAGCGCAAGGGAGGGAACCAUACAGCGUUUUGUCGCUUCACACCCCAGUGCAUUGUUUGAACCCGUAUGAAGAAACUACGCAUGGCGAGCUGCCGCUGUCUCCCUUGUUAACAUAAUACUUGUACUCUUAAGGGUAAAUUUUGUAAGCGGCACAUUCUUUUUCCAGUUUAUGUAUAAACUCGAGGUUCUCCCCCCAAAUCCAACCAAGAGACAAAUAAAGGUGAGGAUGAUUGGAGUUUGGGUUUGAAUGCCUUUUAGGUGUUGUGAAGAGGGCCUAUGUAGCGACAUUGUUACCGUUAUUGUGUUUUUGUAAUUCUCAGUAUCGUGUCGUUGUACGUUGUAUUUUAGGUUAAUAAUAAUAUGGAGGAUGUUUAGUGUAA